GCUUCGGCGAAUUGUAUAUGAAAUCCAAAGCAGCUUUAGCUGCCGGACACAGUUAGCAAGCAGAUAAGAUGUUUCUCCUCGGCGGAACCUUUGGUUUAAUUUGUGUUUUUUCGGUUUUUCGCCGGGAGCUAUGAUUACCGGAGUCGUUAACGGACAAGGAUUUGGGAAUAUUGUGUCUGAAAGAGUUCAUUUGAGGAGUUCGGCGAGCGGUAAAGGAGCAGUCGGUGUUAGCUAAUCUAUGUUAGCUAAAGCUCUCUGGCUGUCUUAUAUAAACACAGCAGGCUCGUAAAUCUGUCGCUAUUGUUUAUUGAAUUCCAACUGAGUUUGUUCAGGUAACUCAGUUAUCGGACAUGAGUUUUGAUAUUCAUCUAUCAGUUAGUUUGUGCUCAUGGCCAGGUGCUGAAUAAGUUUUUCCACUUCGGCUCAGCUUAAAGGAUUUAUUAACAAAACACUUCUGGGGCAAUUGAAUGCCUCUUAAAAGUGCGAUUUUUCGUUUUUUGUUCGUCUUCUUUUUUAGUAGUGGGUAGCAUGAUUGACAUGGAGUGGUUAAAGAAAACGUAGCCUGUAUUCUAAUUUAUUGUUAUAUUUUGGGGGAAUUUUUUAUAUGUCACAUAGAUUGGAAAAAGCCUCAACCUUGCUCCAAUGGCCGUCAUUGCGAGGCAGUCAGAGUGGUGGUCUGUUUUAGGAUCAAAACUUUUAAAUGAACAUUUUGGGAACAAGGUGAAAUAUAAUAGUAGAGAACUUUAUCUGCUUUGGUCAGACCAACAUUGAGCGUCUUGUGUAUAUAUAAAUCACUGUGAAGAGAGAAGAUGGAGAUGGGAAUUCUGCCUCACCAGGGCGACCUGCUCCUCCACCCGCUCUCCAACCCUGGAGCCGCGGGGCUCUGCCCCGAAAUGCUUGAGGUGGCCGAAGAGGCCAGCCGGGCUGGGGACUUUAACCUGGCCGUAGAGAUCUACAGCUCCCAGCUCGCAGACCUCCAGCAGCCGGACCGGGGCUUGUGUCUGCGGAAGGGCGACACUCUCGCCCGCGCCGGGCGGAUAUCAGAAGCGCUGGAGGCGUACUGCACAGCGGCCAACCUGGGCAAGCUGCGCCCGGACGAGCUACCCGUCCUGGUGGAAACCAUCGCCCGGACGCUCCGCGGGAAAGAGCUGGGCCUUCCCGUGACCCUAAACGGACAGACGAAAAGCGACGGCGGACAGGACGGGGCUCAUAACGACGGGGAGUGCGAAGACGAAGACGAAGCCCUGGAUUUGUUUUCCUGUCGCCUCUGCAAGUGUCUGCUGCAAGAGCCCGCAACUUUGGAGUGCGGGCACACUUUCUGUAAGCGAUGCGUGGAAGACGCCGCCGUCAAAUACUGCAUAAGCUGUAAACAGAAACCGAGCAAAAGUGACCGGAGAGUUAACGUCGUCCUCAGCGGCCUGCUGGACAAACUGUUUGAAACUGAGAGCAAAGCCAGGAAAAUGUGGAUCGAGGGGGAAGUUUUGUGGAGUAAACAGAACCUGGCGGACGCUUUGGAGCGGUAUAAUGCAGCAGUGGAUUUAGCGCCCUCUGCAGGCAGCCUGCUAUGUCAACGGGCUGAACUGCACAUGGAGAUGAGGAACUUCAACCAGGCGGUGCAGGAUGCCAGCAGUCUGUGCAGGUUAAAACCGCUAUGGACAAAGGCUCACUGCCUUAAAGCCACGGCGCUGAGUAAAACCGACCGGAACGAUGAGGCUUUGCAGGAAUACCUCCUCUGUCUGGCGCUGAAGCCGAACUGGACCAAAGUGAAGCUGGAGGCUCAGAAGGUGCUCAGCGCGGUGUUCUCCUCCGUGUUCGAGAACGAGGACAUGCCCACGCCGCUGCACCCCCUGCAGGGCGGGCUGGCCACCCGCCUGAUCAAACCCCCUGCCCUGCUCCAGUCGCUGAGGCCGCUGACACAGAAACCGGGCUGCUCCUCACAGGAUCCAGAGUUCAGCGUAGCAAAAAGCUCCCCUGUGGACGGACCGUCUUCCGAGCUUUCUCCCAUGUCUCCCGCUAAGUCGGACCUGGCUGCAGGGGAAGGUAGCUCCAAAAGUCUGGCCAACAUUUUGGCUUCACUGCCGGCGCCCCACGGCGGCCUGAAAAGGAAGCACAGCGGUGACAGAGCCGCCGCACCGUUCAACCCGCCGUCCAAACUCUCCAAACCUGACGAUGUGAAGGCGUUUCAGACGGCUUCAGUUUGCGGAGGCAGAGUGGUUCCUGUUGAUUUACUGGACAGUGGAGACCUGGAGUGUUCACUCUGCAUGAGGUUGUUCUACGAGCCUGUGGCUACUCCCUGUGGUCACACCUUCUGCCUCAAAUGUCUGGAGCGCUGUUUGGACCACAACCCCAACUGUCCUCUGUGCAAGGAGAAUCUGUCUGAGUUUCUCGCUACCAGAGGUUACAAUAAGACCUUUCUGAUGGAGGAAGUCCUGCAGCGUUACCUUGGAGACGAGCUGGCAGAGCGGAAGAAAAUCCACGAGGAGGAAAUGAAGGAGCUGUCCAAUUUGAACCAGGAAGUGCCCAUCUUCGUGUGCACCAUGGCCUUCCCCACCAUCCCCUGCCCGCUUCACGUCUUUGAGCCGCGCUACCGCCUCAUGAUUCGCCGCUCCAUGGAGACGGGCACCAAGCAGUUUGGCAUGUGCAUCGCCGACGAGCUCAAGGGCUUUGCCGACUACGGCUGCAUGCUGGAGGUGCGCGACGUCAAGUUCUUUCCCGACGGCCGCUCGGUGGUCGACACUAUCGGAGUUUCUCGGUUCAAGGUCCUCAGCCACGGACAGAGAGACGGCUACAACACCGCUAAGAUAGAGUACCUGGAGGACAGGAAGGUUGAGGGGGAGGAGCUGGUGGAGCUCCUGAAGCUGCACGACUCCGUGUACGAUCAGGCCAACAACUGGUUCACGUCGCUGAAGGACAACAUGAAGAGUCAGAUCCUCAGCCACUUUGGACAUCUUCCCAGUAAAGAUCCGGACCCACAGGCGGUUCCCGAAGGCCCGGCCUGGUGCUGGUGGCUCCUCGCCGUCCUUCCGCUGGAGAACCGAGCCCAGCUCACCAUCCUGGCCAUGAACUCCCUCAAGGACCGCCUCAUCGCCAUCCGAAGGGUCCUCAUCUUCGUCACCCGCAAGAGGCCGCGGUGAUUGGGCCUCGUUUCGACCAGCUCAGGCGUCUAUGCAGUUCAGAAGUCUGAUUUUCCUUCACGCCGUCGCCGUUUGACUCCACCCGUUUACUUUUUGGUUCGCUCCUUUUAGUCCCGAGUCAGUCCACUCUGAGAUGUUGAUGAACAUGUAGCCCUUCAGAGCACAUCUUUCUGCGGAUGGCAUCAGGUUAGUUGUGUGGGGGGAAAAACAAAAAAAACUUGAGUCAUCAUAACAUCCUUUUGUAAAGAUCUGCCAGACUUUAUCAUUGAAGGAACAACUUGCAGAAACAUCAAAAGCAAAGCGGCUUCAGGCUGAAUGAUUCCCCUCCUCCCACUCACUAAGCAGUACUCAUCAGAGAGGGGAACAGGAGACGGCCCACUACAGAAAUCUGCUGAAAAAUUGUGUAAAAACAGAAGGUUUUGUUUGUUGUUGUUUUUUUGCAUAAUGACAUCUAUGAUGAAUGUACUGAACGUUUUCCUCCUUUUCCGUCCCCUUCCCCCUUGCCUUACUAACUUUAGCGAAAUACGUUCAACAAAUUUCCUUGUAGAAGAACUAGCUACUGCUCCCUCACUUUAAGUAUUCCUGACCGAGCCGAAACCAGGCCAGGUGUUUGGCGUGUAGCCGAGGACGAUGUCAUGACGACAGACGCACCGAGCCAAAUUCUGUUGCCAAUUUCCACUUUUGGUAAAACUUCUUAUACUGUUUUCACAGACUCAGAUAUAGAGCUAACAGCAUUAAAGUUGUUUUUUUCUUUUUUUCUCGCCUUGCGAGAAGAAAAUAAAAAAAUAAAAAAUCUAGCAAUUCGUUCACCAGGCAAUUCCUCGGUGCGUCUCCUGUCAUGGCAGCUGUCGUGGGCGAGGAUGUGAUCCAGCUGAAUGUUAAAGUGCAAACUUUAGACUACAGUGUGCAAAUGCGUGUUUAAUCCUUGUUUGAACAGACUGAAGAACUCACAAAACUGCAAACUCUGGUUGCAGUAAUGGAAAGACUGAUAGAAACUCAUCCAGAUGUUGCUGAAGUGGCACAUUGUGUCCUAUUGUAGCAGACCGCCGGGACAAAACAGACGUAGUUUUAGGUUGUAAGUGUACUCUUCUGUUUGCGUCUCUCUGCUCUGCCUGUAGCUGGGUGUCAGUGUGUAUAAUUUGGGUGUAUUAUAUGUAUAUCAAUGUAAUUCAGAGGCCUUUUUAAUGUCUUCAAGGAACAACUUCAUCGUCUUCUUUCUCUUUUGCUGUCUGUAAUAUUAACUUGCACACAAUAAUAAUGCAAUUCUCACCCCACGGGGGUUUCCGUAGAAACAAUAAGACUUAUUUAUAUUUAAGCAACCUUGAAAACUGUUUUUAAUUAUUAUUAUUUUUAAUUCGGUGUCAUUUAAUGUUUUAUUUAUUUAUUUUAUUAUUUUGCUGCUUCAGACAUUUGCUUUGGAGAAUGAAAAAAAAAACAUCAUGGCCCGAUUUCUACCUUAGUUUUUUUUAAUUAUUAUUAUUUUUUUUAAUUGAAGAAGCAGACGUUAUUCCUUUAUUCAGUCGUGCAAUUUACACAACCUUUUACACAUUGAUGAAAGAAAACUAAAAGGGCAUAAAGAUUCAGUUCAAAGUUCAAAGGAAAGCUGCAUAAAUCAUUUUGUGAAAUACAUUUUAAAAAGUCAGGUCAGCACCUCAAUUUUAACUGGUUUCGUAAAGUUUCACUCAUCGUUAAAAGCCGGUAUAUAUGCACAAUGGGGUCCAAGUGAAAUUUGCGUGGAUUAACGCGUCCAAACAUCCUGCAGGGAACGUUCUGAUUGAGUUUGCGUGACAUCUCUGUAAAUGGUGCCAUGUGGACGUAUUCAUUUUGAGCUGCCCCCAGAUAUAUUUGCACGCACAAAGAACACUGUUGGGGUUUGUGCCAACAGUCUGAAACUCUUCCACUCAUAAGAAAUUAGCAUCUUUACUCGUACAUUCAAGAGAGGGAGGGAGGGGGGGGGGGGGCGACAGAAGGUUUCCUGGCUUAUGUAAGCAAUAUGGUAUUUAAAAUAGCAGACUGGUGAGGUUUUAAAUAAGAAACUUUAGAAACUGCAGUGUACCUAUUAAGUUAAUGGAUCAUCAGCCUCAAGCGAAGGCUGAUCCAUCUCACGAGGUAGUUGCAUUAUUAGUGUGCAUUAUUUCUCUACGUUAUUCUGUUCCUUCAAGAAGUUUGAGACUCCUGCGGUUUUCACAGCGUGCUGUGAUUCUCUAGUAUAUUUGUAAAGGGAGCUCUUGUACCUAUUUUUUAUUGCAAAUAAAAGAAACUCCAUCAAA
Messenger RNA from Gambusia affinis (western mosquitofish), 5404 nucleotides. It is a transcript of the gene lonrf2, whose product is annotated as LON peptidase N-terminal domain and ring finger 2. Lineage: Eukaryota; Metazoa; Chordata; Actinopteri; Cyprinodontiformes; Poeciliidae. The transcript has 12 exons. Bases 810 to 3134 code for a protein of 774 amino acids. Gene Ontology annotation, molecular function: protein binding. The record is from RefSeq and is a predicted model, not a curated record.